AUGUCCGGCGCCGCAUGGACCUCUUCAGCCCGCUAUACGUGCACCGACUGCGGAAAACACUACGCGACAUCGUCAAACCUGUCGCGGCACAAGCAGACACACCGGAGCCUGGACUCGCAGUCGGCCAAGCGGUGCAACGCUUGCGGCAAGGCGUACGUCAGCAUGCCCGCUCUCGCCAUGCACCUUCUCACGCACAAGCUGUCGCACGCAUGCGGUGUGUGUGGAAAGAUGUUCAGCCGGCCAUGGCUGUUGCAGGGCCAUCUGCGGUCGCACACCGGCGAGAAGCCUUAUGCUUGCGCACAGUGCGGCAAAGCGUUCGCGGACCGGUCCAACCUGCGUGCGCACAUGAUGACCCACUCGGGCGACAAGAACUUUGCGUGCCACUGGUGCCGCAAGUCGUUCGCGCUCAAGUCGUACCUGAACAAGCACCUGGAGGCGGGCUGCGCGCCGGCCGCCGCGGUGGCUGCUGCCUCGUCUCCGCCGUCGCCGUCGUCACCGCAGCAGCCCGACGACCGGGAAACCGCCACCCGGGGUGGAUAA
Molecule: messenger RNA, 540 nt
Organism: Macrosiphum euphorbiae (potato aphid)
Lineage: Eukaryota; Metazoa; Arthropoda; Insecta; Hemiptera; Aphididae
Source: the annotation of a GenBank genome assembly